UUCUCUUCCUAUUUGGGUACUAGGUCCAAUAAGCUCAUUGUCACUCGUAAAAGGAGAUAUGCCCUUUCAUUGUACCAUGAUAGUGGUAUGGGUGAUUCUAGGGAGAAAUGGAGAAGUAGUGUUCAUAACCCCUUUGUUCUUCCUCGGUUUGAUUUUGUUUUUGUGCAGGAAAAGGAUUGAAGAACAUAAAAUACUCAAUGGAUAUUCACAGCCAACAAUACAAGGAAAAGGAUUGAAGAACAUAAGGUACUCAGUGGGGAUUCACAACCAACAAUACAAGUGGCCACAGAAAGAUAUGACGACGGAGCUUUUGAAACUUCCCAUCGUUGACUUGUCGUCGCCGGAUCGCUCUUCUACCGCCGCUACAAUCCUACAGGCUUGUACGGAGCAUGGGUUCUUUUAUCUGGUGAAUCAUGGAGUGGAGAAGGAGCUUUUACAGAAGGUUUUCAACGAGAGCAAAAAGCUUUUCUCACUCCCUUUGGAGGAGAAGAUGAAGUUGGGUCGCAAGGAUCAUCGAGGCUAUUCCCCACUUUUUGCUGAGAGUCUCGACCCUGAUUUGGUCCCCAAAGGGGACCCCAAAGAGAGCUAUUAUAUUGGUCCUUUAGAAGAAGAUUCCACUCCAGUUAAAUUGAAUAAGUGGCCUUCUCAAGAAACUCUACCUUCUUGGAGACCUACAAUGGAGACCUUCUAUAGAAAACUUAUGUGUGCUGGGAAAAGGUUGCUUCGUUUGAUUGCCUUUGCAUUGAAAUUGGAGGAGACUUUCUUUGAGAUAGUUGGGGGCUUGAAUAAACCAACAGCGUUUCUUCGCCUUUUGCGCUACCCAGGUGAACUUGGAUCCUCUGAUGAAGAUAUAUGUGGAGCUUCAGCUCAUUCAGAUUAUGGAAUGAUAACCCUUCUUGCAACUGAUGGUGUUCAAGGACUUCAGAUCUGUAGGGAGAAAUUUAAGCAACCACAGGUCUGGGAAGAUGUUCUUCAUCUAGAUGGGGCAUUGGUCAUUAAUAUUGGGGACAUGAUGGAGAGGUGGACUAAUUGUUUGUUCAGGUCGACACUGCACCGAGUGAUACCAGUAGGGCAAGAGCGUUAUUCUGCAGCUUUCUUCUUAGACCCUAAACAGGAUUGUCUGGUGGAAUGUCUAGAAAGUUGUUGUAGCGAGUACUCUCCUGCAAGAUUUUCCCCAAUCCUAAGUGGUGACUACCUCAAAGAGCGGUUGAGGCUCACAUAUAGGUCGAGUUUUGAAAGCAUAAGCUAAACGAUCUAAGUAUGCUUAUCAUGGUAAUUUGUACCAGGAAGAUUGUAUUUGGUUUGUGAUUUAUAAUUUUUCUUAGCUCGACUUUCUUCCUUUCUUAAUUUAGAAAUGUCAAUUAGAUAAUGCUCCUUGUCAAAACUAAUUCGUACCAGGAAGAUUGUAUUUGGUUUGUGAUUCAAACUGCACCAAAUUUCGCAAUGUGAUUUGCAAUUUGAGAUUUUGUAAUUAUUGUUCAAAUUGUACUA
Molecule: messenger RNA, 1491 nt
Organism: Humulus lupulus (European hop)
Lineage: Eukaryota; Viridiplantae; Streptophyta; Magnoliopsida; Rosales; Cannabaceae
Product: 2-oxoglutarate-Fe(II) type oxidoreductase hxnY-like
Exons: 13
Coding region: 59-1249 (396 amino acids)
Source: RefSeq, a predicted model, not a curated record